AUGAAAGCAUUUAAUUCUCUCCAUGUCAAUUGUCAAGUAUCAAUAGCGCCAAAAUUAAGCACACCUUCAUAUCAUCAUACUCAUACCAAAAAAAUAAAAAAUAGUAUGAUUUUUACUUAGAAAAUAAUAAAAAUCAGCAAAAAUUGCGUCAAUCACUGCUGCUUUUAUCUGUUGAAUUUAAUCACUUAAGCAAAGAUUUACAGUACACAGAGAAAAAGGAAGCUGAGGUGUGAAGAAAGAAGAAGACGAAGGCUUAGGCAGGUGUCAAAUUCAUACAACAAAAACUAAUCAAUCGGUUACAAACAGGGCAUGUUUAACAAUGGUUAGAAUACUCUAAAGCACUCUCUACCUCACUUUGAAGCAUCUUGUGAAGUUGAUUUGAGAAGUUGAUUGAUCAAGUGUUUGAGGUACAGAAUGAGUGGAGCGGUAUUAGUUGCAAUUGCUGCGACAGUUGGGAAUUUACUACAAGGAUGGGAUAAUGCUACUAUUGCUGGGGCUGUGUUGUAUAUUAAGAAAGAAUUCAACUUGGAGGGCGCGCCAACCAUGGAAGGCUUAAUUGUGGCCAUGUCACUUAUUGGAGCCACUAUUAUCACAACAUGCUCUGGACCAGUUUCAGAUCGCUUUGGGCGUCGCCCUAUGAUGAUAAUCUCCUCUAUAUGUUUCUUUUUUAGUGCCCUAAUAAUGUUGUGGUCUCCCAAUGUUUAUGUCCUACUCUUGGGUCGAUUAUUAGAUGGAUUUGGAAGUGGUUUGGCUGUCACUCUUGUUCCUCUUUAUAUAUCAGAGACAGCUCCAACUGAUAUAAGGGGUUCAUUGAAUACACUUCCUCAAUUUACUGGUUCGGGUGGAAUGUUUGUUGCGUACUGUAUGGUGUUUGGGAUGUCUUUAAUGGAAAAACCUAGCUGGAGAUUGAUGCUUGGGAUUCUUGUUGUUCCAUCUGCUCUUUAUUUUGCAUUAACUGUAUUCUUCUUACCCGAGUCUCCUCGAUGGCUUGUUAGUAAAGGACGAAUGAAUGAGGCCAAAAAGGUUCUUCAACGAUUGCGGGGCAGGGAAGAUGUCUCUGCUGAGAUGGCUCUGCUUGUUGAGGGUCUUGGAGUUGGAGGUGACAUAUCAAUAGAAGAAUACUUAAUUGAGCCAGAUGUUGGCAUCACCGAGGAAUAUGAUCCGAUGGCUGCGAAAGAUCAGAUUAAAUUAUAUGGGUCAGAUGCAGGCCACUCUUGGGUUGCCAGACCAGUCACCGGCCAGAGUAUGCUGGGCCUUGCAUCUCGUCAGGGAAGCAUUCAGAACCCUAGUGUUCCCUUAAUGGACCCCCUGGUCACGCUUUUCGGUAGUGUACAUGAGAAGCUUCCAGAACAAGGAAGCAUGCGAAGUAUUAUUUUCCCGACUUUUGGUAGUAUGUUUAGUAUGGGAGGCAAAGACCCUAGAAAUGAAGAGUGGGAUGAGGAGAAUCUUCAUGGGGAUGAUGACGAUUAUGCCCAUAAUGAUGAUGACAAUGAUGAUUAUGCUGAAGAUGAUGACAAUUUACAUAGUCCACUUAUAUCUCGUCAGGCUACAGGUACAGACAAAGCUAUGGUUGCUCCAGUUUCAGGUAGCAUGUUCAGCAUGAAACCUAGUGGUUUAAUACAAGGAACUGAAGCUAGUGGAAUUGGUGGUGGUUGGCAGCUGGCUUGGCAAUGGAGUGAGAAAGAAGGUGCAGAUGGGAGGAAGGAGGGAGGAUUCAAAAGACUUUACUUACAUCAGGAAGGUGAUAUGGUAUCUAAACGAGGAUCUGUAAUCUCUCUUCCUGGCGGUGAUGUUACUGGAGAGACAGAGUAUAUGAAGGCUGCUGCACUAGUGAGUCAACCUGCCCUCUAUUCGAGGGAGUUGAUGAAUCAGCAUACUAUUGGACCAGCUAUGGUUCAUCCUUCUGAGACUGCUGCAAAAGGGUCUAGCUGGAGGGACCUUUUAGAACCUGGUGUCAGGCGUGCAUUGAUUGUUGGUGUCGGGCUCCAACUUCUUCAGCAGUUUUCUGGUAUAAAUGGGGUUCUGUAUUACACUCCUCAAAUACUAGAGCAGGCUGGGGUUGGUGAUCUUCUUUCACACAUGGGUAUUGGCGCUUCCUCUGCAUCAUUGCUCAUCAGUGCACUCACAACUCUUUUGAUGCUUCCUUCCAUAGCUGUUGCAAUGAGGCUUAUGGAUAUUUCCGGGAGGAGGACUUUGCUGCUUACCACAAUUCCGGUGUUGUUCCUUUCGCUCGUCGUCCUAAUACUCGGAAAUAUCAUAAAGAUGAGCACUACUGUGCACGCAGUGAUCUCAACAGUCUCCGUAGUUCUCUACUUCUGCUUCUUUGUGAUGGGCUUUGGCCCAAUCCCAAAUAUCCUAUGCGCGGAAAUUUUCCCAACCAGGAUUCGUGGUGUCUGCAUUGCUAUUUGUGCACUUACCUUUUGGAUCGGAGAUAUUAUAGUUACUGACACACUCCCUAUAAUGCUCAAUGCUGUUGGACUUGCUGGUGUCUUUGGCUUCUAUGCUGUCGUUAGUGUAAUUGCUUGGAUUUUUAUCUUUCUAAAGGUUCCCGAAACCAAGGGAAUGCCUCUCGAGGUCAUUACUGAGUUCUUUGCUCUCGGGGCAAGACAACCUUCUGAAGACAAGGACAACUGAUAUGCAGUUUUUCUAGGUCUGUUGAGCGAAAGGGUAGUUUCCUUCCCGUAUGCCGUGGACAUUAUUGAUCAGUUAUUGUAUAUAGUUCCACCCGGAGCUCCUUUGGUUACACAGUUUUCUUGAACAUUAUGCUGUUGAAGUAUAAAAUUUCGAACAAUACAUGAUUUCAGUGA
This is a messenger RNA of Beta vulgaris subsp. vulgaris (sugar beet), 2807 nucleotides long. RefSeq names its product monosaccharide-sensing protein 2. Gene Ontology annotation, biological process: transmembrane transport. Gene Ontology annotation, molecular function: myo-inositol:proton symporter activity. NCBI's taxonomy places the organism in Eukaryota, Viridiplantae, Streptophyta, Magnoliopsida, Caryophyllales, Amaranthaceae. Gene Ontology annotation, cellular component: membrane. The coding region runs from base 415 to 2634 and encodes 739 amino acids. The transcript is spliced from 7 exons. The record is from RefSeq and is a predicted model, not a curated record.